CAAUCUGAAGACUGAAGUCAUAGAUGUAUUUGAAAAUAUUUAUAAAUUUUGUUACAACAAUAAUUAUAUGAAUUGUAAACGUCCCAUUAAACUGAUCAAACAUCAAAUCUUAUUAAAAAAUAAAAGCCACAAAAACAAAGCAUUGCACACAUUUGCUAUAAAUAAUGGGAUGUUGCUGGAGCUGGUUUUGCAAAGAUGAUAAUUCUUUACAAAAUGAACCGAAUGAAAGAACACACCUUUUAGUAGAUCCCGUAUCAAACAACAUUAAUAUAUUAAAUCAGAGAGGUCACAGUGAUACCUUUUUAAGUGGGGAUUUAAAUGAUCUCCCAAAAAAGACUGAUGAACAAUCUGCGCUAACCAGAAUCCUGCAAGAAACCGCCACUAACGUAAUAGAUGUAGCAGCCCUAGAUUCUCAUAAUCUUCAACAACAUGAAUACCUAGAGAGAAUAAAAUUGUACAAUAUUAGGGUACAACAGGUGCUGUCGGCCAACAAGAAUACCAUCUCCAACAAAUUAAAAAGUUGCGUGCUUGUUGACGUACCAGUACCAGAAAAAAUGCUUGGUGCUCCUUUAUUAGGUUUUGAGGACAGGGAAUUGAUCACUUCAGCCUUUACGGCGGCUUUAAAUGCUAUAAAUGACAUAAAAGUGGACCAUAAAGAGGACUUAGUAGUUCCAUUUGGACUAAGUUGCUAAACGCACUAUUUUAUCUGUCUUAUGUUAACCUGAAGUUUACCAGUGAAAACUUAUUAUUAUAAUUUAUGGUGUAAAAUAAAGUUAAUACUCAACUUUAUUGUUACGAUAAAAAUUAUAUUAAUCACUGUAAUUCGUUAGGUAAAUUUGUCUUUGUAUAUAAUAUGAAUGCGUUAAUAUAUCACUAAUUUUAAGAAUAAAAUUAUUAAGUCACAUAGCUUUAAGAUAAUAAAAGAGAAAAAAAUUAAGUGAAAACCUAAUUAAUAGUUGAUUUGUUUUUAAUAGUAGUGUUUUUGUAUCAUAUGUUAACGUAUUGGUCUAUUUUUUUAAAUACAUUUGGCCUAGAUGGCUUAGUACUAUCUGUGUAAUGAAAAAGAAAUAGAUUUAUUUACAUAGAA
Molecule: messenger RNA, 1087 nt
Organism: Anthonomus grandis grandis
Lineage: Eukaryota; Metazoa; Arthropoda; Insecta; Coleoptera; Curculionidae
Gene: Lamtor1
Product: ragulator complex protein LAMTOR1
Exons: 5
Coding region: 165-692 (175 amino acids)
Biological process (GO): cellular response to amino acid stimulus; regulation of receptor recycling; lysosome organization
Cellular component (GO): late endosome membrane; membrane raft; Ragulator complex
Molecular function (GO): molecular adaptor activity; guanyl-nucleotide exchange factor activity
Source: RefSeq, a predicted model, not a curated record